Messenger RNA from Mytilus trossulus (common blue mussel), 2739 nucleotides. RefSeq names its product histone deacetylase 3-like. Bases 58 to 1356 code for a protein of 432 amino acids. The record is from RefSeq and is a predicted model, not a curated record. The transcript has 14 exons. Gene Ontology annotation, molecular function: histone deacetylase activity. NCBI's taxonomy places the organism in Eukaryota, Metazoa, Mollusca, Bivalvia, Mytilida, Mytilidae. Gene Ontology annotation, cellular component: nucleus.
CUAACCUCUUUGGUAAAGAAGAUAAAUAAAUGAUAUUUAGAAAAAGAAGAAUGCAAAAUGUCAAACCCAAAUAUUGCAUAUUUUUACGACCCAGAUGUUGGCAAUUUUCAUUAUGGUCCAGGCCAUCCAAUGAAGCCACAUCGUAUAGCCCUGACACACUGUCUGGUAUUACAUUAUGGACUGCAUGAAAAAAUGAAGCUGUACAGACCUUAUAGGGCUUCAGCUCAUGACAUGUGUAGAUUUCAUUCUGAUGAAUACAUAGAUUUUCUACAGAGAGUUACACCACAAAAUGUACAACAGUUUACAAAGCAACUUAGUAUGUUUAAUGUUGGAGAUGACUGUCCUGUCUUUGAUGGCAUGUUUGAUUUCUGUUCCAUGUACACUGGAGCAUCAUUAGAAGGAGCAAUCAAAUUGAAUAAUAAUCAUUGUGAUAUAGCUGUGAAUUGGUCAGGAGGACUUCAUCAUGCUAAAAAAUAUGAGGCCUCAGGAUUUUGUUAUGUGAAUGAUAUAGUGAUAGGAAUAUUAGAAUUACUGAAGUAUCAUCCUAGAGUGUUAUAUAUUGACAUUGAUAUACAUCAUGGCGAUGGCGUACAAGAAGCUUUCUACCUUACAGAUCGUGUAAUGACUGUUUCCUUCCACAAAUAUGGAAAUUAUUUCUUCCCAGGAACAGGUGAUAUGUAUGAAUUUGGUUCAGAGAGUGGCAGAUAUUACUCAAUUAAUGUACCAUUGAAGGAAGGCAUUGAUGAUCAGACUUACAUAUCAAUGUUCUCGCAAGUGAUCAAAUCAGUUAUGGAUUUCUAUCAACCUUCAUGUAUAGUGCUACAGUGUGGAGCAGACUCAUUGGGCAGUGAUAGAUUGGGUUGUUUUAAUUUAAGUAUCAAAGGUCAUGGUGAAUGUGUAAAGAUAGUAAAGAAUUAUGGAUUACCAACACUUGUACUUGGAGGAGGAGGCUACACUAAAAGGAAUGUAGCACGAUGUUGGACGUAUGAGACAGCUGUGUUAUUGGAUGAAGAUAUUAGCAAUGAUAUACCUUACAAUGAAUAUUUAGAAUAUUUUUCUCCUGACUUCACUUUACAUCCAGAUGUAUCAACAAAACAGGAAAACUUAAACACCAAACAGUAUUUAGACAACAUAAGGGGAACUGUUCAUGAGAUUCUGAAGAACUUAGUUAGCUCCCCUAGUGUACAAAUGCAGGAUGUGCCGUCAGAUCUGCUGAGCCUUGAGAACACGGAGGAACUGGAUCCAGAUAUCAGAAAUCAUCAGGAUGAAAAUGAUAAAAGAGUUGAAGCUAACAAUGAAUUUUAUGAUGGAGAAAAGGACAAUGAUAAAGACACAGAUGGUUUUGUAGAUGUAUGACUGAAGAACUGUAUUAAUAAUUGAAAUUAGGAUUAUGACUAAAGAACUGUAUACAUAUUUGAUAUUAUGACAGCUGGUUCUGUCAUUUGUGUUACAUUUGUACAUGUAGAUGUUGACCAGCUACUUUGACCAUUCACUAUAUUAAUGGUCCUUACUUUUCAAAUGAAAAUGGUAAUUUCUCAGUGUUUUCAAGGUUUCAAAAGGUGUUAUACAUAUUUAACUGAGAAUCAUCUGUUCAGGAUGGUUAACGAACCACCUGAAAGUCAUUAGUUCAAAAUAAAGAGUGAAGCAGGAUAAAGAAGGCAUGGAUUAAUAUUUGCAUAUUAGCAAAGUUUGGAGUAUUCAUGACUCACUACUUGCAAAAUACAUAGCUUUAGAUAUUUUCACAACAUAUAUUAAAAAAAAUGUGUAUUGCCUUUGGAAGGACUCUGUGGUUGAUUUUUUCAUAACAUACUCAUAAUAUCUGUUUGUUUGACAUUGAUGAUGGUUUAAAACUGUUUCCCACUGCAGGUUUUCAUCAUGAAUGUUUAAAUAUAUAUGUAAAAUCUUGCCAUGGUAGAAUAUUCUUAUGUUAAAGAAAUUCUUAAAACAUGGUAGUUCAACCCAUUAGAAUAGAGAUUUCAUCCUCUACAUUAUUACAUGCUUUCGAAUCAAAGAGAAACUUAUAAUCUAUGUGAAUUAUACAAAGAUGAAGAGCACCAAUCAUUACAAAAAGGACACAAAUUCUACAGUUCUUAACUUUUUUUUUAAAUUUUGGACAGCAAAAGUUAUCAUAAGAAUGCAUGCAUACUGUGAAUUAACUUAUUUUGGUUGGUUUCAAUUUUUCAUGGAUUGGGCAAGACCUAGAUUUAUUUUAUGAAGAUUUAAUUUCAUGGAUUUGCCAAAGCCUGAAUACAAGCAGAUAGCAAGUAUGUUAUUAAUUGUGCAUUAAAGUUUGUGGUUCACCUGUACUAACGAAUUCCAAGAAAAUUUGUAUCUUAGGGAAAGAAAAAAAAAAUCCACAGUUUGGCAAUAAUAUUUCUAUGCCCCUUAAACACAAUUUUCUUUUGGCAGAUAUGCAAAGAAUAUUGAGAGAUUGAUCAUGUUUCAGACGCAGUGUAAACAUUUUAACUUGAAUUUUUAAACAUACCAUGGAAAGUGGCCAUUAAUAUUCGUUGUUUUUAUUGUUCUUUUUAGGAAAUGUUUUAUUUUAAUGAUCAAAGUAGAAAGGUUCAAAAUAUAAAGUUGUCAUACAUGUUCUUAAAUAUAUCCAAAUACAUUGAGGUACAAUAUUUUAAAAUAAAAACCUUUUUCCAUGGCAACAAAUCAAGAUAAUAAUUAGUAUAUUUUGUAAAAUUUCUUGAUUUUUCUUGCUUCACAUCAACUUUUUAAGUAUAUAUUAGA